AUGAAUAACUCAUAUAGUUUGUGGCCUGUCAUACUCAUUCCAUAUAACUUGCCACCGUGGUUGGCUAUGAAGGAUCCAUUUUUCAUGUUGUCAUUACUUAUUCUUGGUGAAUCACAACCAGGAAUUGAUAUUGAUGUCUACAUGAGACCUUUAGUGGAUGAAUUGAUACAAUUGUGGAAAAAUGAUACGUUAACUUGUGAUGCCUCGACUGGUGAGACUUUCUGUAUGGGUGCAGCUUUGUUGUGGACGAUUUAUGAUUGGCCUACAUUUAGUGACAUGUCUGGAUGGAGAACAAAGAGUCAUUAUUCUUGUUACACUUGCAAUAAUGAACCAUAUUUUGAAUCUUUAAGAAGUAAGACUGCGUACACUAACCAUCGAUGCUACUUGCCUGAAGACCACCUAGAAAGGAAAAAAAGUAGAGCAUAUAAUGGCAAGCAUGAAAAACGAAAGAGAUCUUUGGUGAUACCGAUAGAAAAGAUUCAACAACAAUUGGACAGCGUGACGAGUGUCACAUAUGGAAAACAUCUAAGCGACAAGAAAAGACUUCAUCAAAACCCAAAUUGGACAAAGCUUCUCACUGACCCCGAAAGAGAGAGAGAGGGUUUCUUUGAAUUCUUGAAAUCAGUCAAGUAUCCAGAUGGGUAUGUGGCAAACAUUUCGAGAUCAGUGAAUGCAAAAAAUGGUAGAUUGACAGGAUUGAAAAGCCACGACUGCCAUGUACUUAUACAACGGAUUCUUCCGAUUGGGAUGCGUGGUUAUGUGGAUAAAGAGAUCAGUAUAGCACUUUUUGAGUUAGCCUUCUUCGAUGUGAUGGUUCAUUUGGCCAUUCACUUGUCACGUGAGACUAUUCUCGGAGGACUUGUGCAAUAUCGGUGGAUGUACCCGAUUGAAAGGUUAUUUAGAGCUUUAAAGAAGUUUGUCACCAACCGAGCUCGACCAGAAGAAAUUGCCCGUCCUAUUGGCCAAAUCAGAAAACAUGUUGAGAUGUCACAGGAACUUCGUGAUAUUGCUCGUUGGUUCUUGUUGUACAAUAGCCCUGAGAUAGAGAAGUAUCUUCAGUACGUGUUUCUUAUAAUUAUUUAUGUUUUAACAUUCUUCAUGUUGUUAGUCAUUAAUAAUAGUGUUUCACUUAUUAAGCAAAACUAUUUGAGUAGGGAACACAAGAAUUUGUUACAAAUUUCCGUUGGACAAAUAAAUGGAUUGAGAGUUGAUGAGGCACCAGAAACAACCGAAGAAUUGUGGUCAUUAGCGAAUGGUCCCAAUUUGCUAGUAAAAGAGUACUCGGGUUGUAUAAUCAAUGGUGUAAGAUUCCAUACCAAAGAAUUAGACAAUCGUUUUGUUUUGUUUCAAUGCAAAUGGUAUAACACUGGUGACACUAGUAGAAGUAGAACAGUACAAGUUGACACAUAUUGCACAAGCAUCGAUGUCACAAGCCGAUGGUAUCAAUCUGACCCUUUUAUCUUGCCUAGUCAAGCUAAACAAGUGUUCUACUUGAAUGACACCAAAUGGCGGCAACCUUGGCAAGUUGUGCAACAGGUCCAACAUAGGGAUGUGUUUGACGUACCAAAGGUUGGUGAUGGAGAACCAUCGGAUCAACCAGAAUUUCAUGAUGCAUUCCAACAAGAAAACAUUAACUCAGUUGUCUCGAUCAACAUUGAAGAUAUUAUUCGAUUUCAUAGGGAUGAUAUUGAAGCUAACGUUAUUCUGAAUAAAACAAUGAGAGAUGGUAGAGAUGACAAAGAAGAUGAAGAACUUGACAUACUUGAUGAUGAUAUGGAUCCUGAUAUGGAAUAUGAUAUGUAG
Messenger RNA from Camellia sinensis, 1803 nucleotides. The record is from RefSeq and is a predicted model, not a curated record. NCBI's taxonomy places the organism in Eukaryota, Viridiplantae, Streptophyta, Magnoliopsida, Ericales, Theaceae.